AUGCAAUUCAGAACUGCCCUCGUGUCCUCUAUUCUUGCCGCCACCGCUUUGGCCUCUAACUCCACUGUCACCAGUGCCACCUCUUCCUCCUACGCCACCCCAUCCGCCUCCGGUACCGCCACCUGUACCUACUCCAAGGGUUACACCGCCACCGCUGCUGCCGAUAUCCAAAAGAUUGUCGGUUGUUCUACUUUCGAUGGUGACAUUUACAUCGAAGGUGACGCCAUCACCUCCGUCAACUUGGCCAACGUUGAACAAAUUGUCGGUUCUUUGACCGUCAACAGCGCCACUCAAUUGACCAGCUUUGUUGCUGACUCCUUGAUCGCUGUCUCUGACACCUUAACUUUGACUAACUUGACUAUCUUGGAAGACUUGGAACUCCCAAGAUUGUACAAGGUUGGCUCAUUGCAAUUCCAAGCUUUGCCAGCCGUCGGUGUCUUGUCCUUCACCAACGGUUUGGAAGAAGUUGGCAGCAUCUUGAUUUCUGACACUUCUUUGACCAACAUCACCGGUAUGGUUUUCACCACCGCCGACACCAUCGACAUCAACAACAACAACGACUUGGAAUCCUUCGAAAUUUCAACUUUGAAGACCGUUUCCACCGCUCUUGGUGUCACCUACAACUCGGAAGACAUUGAUGUUGCCUUCGAAGACUUGAUCUGGGCUAACAACAUCACCUUCAGAGAUGUUUCUUCUAUCUCUAUGGACAACUUGACCGCUGUCAACGCCUCCCUCGGUUUCUUCAACACCUCUGUGGAAUCUAUUGUUUUGGACAACUUGGAAACUGUCGGUGGUACUUUGUCCAUCACUGGUAACUCUGACUUGGCCGAAAUUGACAUGUCCAGUUUGACUUCUAUUGGCGGUGCUUUCAUCAUUUCUAACAAUAACGACUUGCAAAGUAUUAACGGUUUCGAUUCCCUUAAGACUGUUGGUGGUGCCAUUACCUUCACUGGUGACUUCACUAACGCCACUUUAUCUUCUUUGUCUUCUGUCAAGGGUGGUGCUACUAUUGAAUCUACCGGUGACUUGGACUGUUCUGCUUUCAACAAGUUGUCAAAGAAGGGUGCUAUCCAAGGUAAGGGUUACAAGUGUACCUCGCCACACACCUCUGUCUCUGCCAAGGCUUCUAAGUCUACUAGCAGUGGUUCUUCUAGCAGCAGUGACAGCAGCUCCUCUUCUAGCACUUCUACCUCUAAGGCUGCUGGUGACAUUGUUGCCACUUCCUUCGGUGGUAUCUUUGCUGCUUUCGCUUUGUCUUUCUUCUAA
Molecule: messenger RNA, 1266 nt
Organism: Saccharomycopsis crataegensis
Lineage: Eukaryota; Fungi; Ascomycota; Saccharomycetes; Ascoideales; Saccharomycopsidaceae
Gene: ECM33
Product: Ecm33p
Exons: 1
Coding region: 1-1266 (421 amino acids)
Biological process (GO): fungal-type cell wall organization
Cellular component (GO): fungal-type cell wall; plasma membrane
Source: RefSeq, a predicted model, not a curated record